Dreissena polymorpha is the source of this 1388-nucleotide messenger RNA. Its product is annotated as contactin-5-like. Bases 317 to 1102 code for a protein of 261 amino acids. The transcript has 6 exons. The record is from RefSeq and is a predicted model, not a curated record. NCBI's taxonomy places the organism in Eukaryota, Metazoa, Mollusca, Bivalvia, Myida, Dreissenidae.
GCCGCCAGACAAUGUAUACAAUGUUGUAGAAGGUCUGCAGUUACCCAUCACUUGCAAAACCAGACAGGAUAUUGCUGUGACGGCCUUUCGCUGGUUCUUGAAAAAGCAAAGUUUUCGACGAUCACUCGAGCCCCCUGUCAUUCAGUAUUAUACAUAUACAGACUCAGAAAGUGGGGUUUUAUUCAGACCAUCUCGUGACCAUCAUUCAUGGGAAAUUUACUGCGAAGCGAAGAUAAGACAUGUGACGUACAAAUCACAAGGGUCCACAAUUAACGUAUAUUUUCCGCCCAGCGCUCCAACAAUUUCACACAAUGGCAUGGUUAUCAACGUUAAAUAUCUGAAAUUCUUCAACGGAACGACAACAGAAUUGGAAUGUAACUGUUCGGGAAACCCGAUGCCAACUUACCGCUGGGAACAGAAUGGUAUUGAAUUGCUAAAUCAAAAUAGGAUUGUAUUGAAUGGUGAUACUUCAGACAAGGGAACCUACACGUGUGUUGCUGAGAAUGUGAUGGCGCCAACAUAUGGACCUAUUCUGCCUGGACAAUCAAACAUGUCGCUGGAUAUAAACGUAUUAUAUGAGCCUUCUGAACCUAAAUUCAUCAUAAACGGUGCUCAAGUGGACAAUGGAAUUUUCACUGCUUUAAGAGGUAGCAACGUGCUAAUUGAGUGUCAAAGCCAUGGUAAUCCAACUCCGUCGGUUUAUGUGGGCCAUGCAUCCGCACUUCAGAUUGGGGGACGACAACUCGUAAAGAACAUCCAGGAUGCUGACACAGGAGUCUAUAGAUGUGUGGCAGAGAAUGUCAUGACCCCGUCGUUUGGCCCAAACAAGACCGGACAAUCGGAGAAUUCAAUUCUAAUCAACAUAAAGGAUGAGGUCAUGAAAUCUGCAUCGCCAUCACUUAUUGGUGUCCUGUUACCACUCCUUGGCGCAGGUGUGAGCUUGUUACUGUUUCUAGUGACAGCUGCUGCCAUAGUUUGGAGAUGUAGAAUGCGCUAUAGAGGGAAGCAAGAUGAAACAGUGGAGAACCCGAUGUACAUAUCAGCUGAUGACAUUAUAAUAGAUGAGAUAGUAACACAAAAAGAUGAUACAGUGUCGAUGUAAUCCUCUGAAAUGACAACUACUACUCUGAAGUUGAGGUAGAGUAUUAAUGCAUAUUAACAUUGGACUAUGAAUAUAGUAUAUUAUCAUCCGAACAUCAGUGGAAUAUACAGAUUGUGAAAAGAACAAUUAAUGACAUUAAAAAAUUAUUAAAUGGGUACACUCGUAUUGUUGAGUGAAUGGAUCGCUGUAAUACAAUAGCAUCAUCCCACACGAUUGUAUGUGUUUUACAUGUUUAUUAUUUUGUUAUCAUGGUGUUUGUAUAUUUUCAUGUAUGACCUGCAUAGAU